Molecule: messenger RNA, 3093 nt
Organism: Cladophialophora psammophila CBS 110553
Lineage: Eukaryota; Fungi; Ascomycota; Eurotiomycetes; Chaetothyriales; Herpotrichiellaceae
Exons: 1
Coding region: 1-3093 (1030 amino acids)
Biological process (GO): regulation of Ras protein signal transduction; mitotic spindle orientation checkpoint signaling
Cellular component (GO): SIN/MEN two-component GAP complex; mitotic spindle pole body
Molecular function (GO): GTPase activator activity
Source: RefSeq, a predicted model, not a curated record
AUGGAAGCACUUACGCUGAAGCAGCGCACUCCGGUCGAAAGCCCAGACGUUGAAAACUGGGACGAUGAUGACUUUGAAAAUCUCGAGGAUGUCCACUUCCGGACCGCUUCAACUGCAACGUCCGUCAUCUCCCAUCCCCAGGCACACCGUCGAGAUUCAGUCUCGUCGCGCAUGUCAAUGCGAUCCGAAUCGAACCAGGGAGACGAAAAUUGGGAUGUACUAGUCGAUGAACAAGCCUCGAUCAAAGAUGCGAUAGCCCUCGCGAAGAGCAAAGGAAUACCAUUACCGACCAAUAUACCGCGUUCUGCACUGGAGGGGGGGACGAUACGGCGGCUGAAAGGCAAAGAGAUCAAAAAGGCAAUUGCGGACGACUGGUCGGAAGAUCUGGAUUUACCUGGCACUGAUAUUUCUCUCAAGCUCGCCAAACACGAUGACCGUGAUUUGUCGGAGAGUCUGCGACAGAUCAGUGCAGCGUUCCGAACGUCACCCAAAACCCCGGAAGCGAAAGACAUGUUCGAUCAAACCAUUCGAUCACCUAAGUCCCGCUCGGCAGCAGUGCCUAUUACCCUGGAUGCAUUUCGCGAUACGGAUGAGGAUGCAGGUUUUGCGGAUGUUCCGACCAUAAAGGUCGCAAAGCACAGGUCACCCCAAAAGCCUCUACUCUUCCGACAACCUCCUACUCCGGUGAAGCCAGAGACUGAAAACAUCGAAGACGACCUCGAAUUGCCUUCGGAUGGACAACUGCGCCUGUCCAUGAGGAAGCCCCCCCCUUCAACUCCGCAACAGAGUGAUGAUUUUGACCUAGAAUGGGCGGAGGGCAGCUUGGGGACGAGGAACGCUGGCACCAGAAGGGGAGGCCGAUCUGCGCGUAGCUCGUCUACCUCGGCUCUGAGUCCCAGUGUCUCGAGUGCUUUCACCGCCGAGAGCGAAGAUGAAGGGCUCGAAGGACUCAUCCUGCCCGACGGACCAAUCCAGUUUGAGGACAAGCUCAAGCGGCGCCAGCUCGAGCAUCCAUCCGAGCCACCUCGAAGCGUUCCAGAUCACAAAGAGGAUUCCAGGAUGUCAACCGGAAAGGACGAUUUCUUUUCGGGUCUUGAGAUUGGAGAUGGAGAGGUUUUUGACGCUGCAAAGUUGACGCUGAAUCGCAAUGUUAAGCACAAGAGCGCUCGACCUGCUAGCCCGUCAAAACGGACAACAACCACGCUCAAUUUCACAACUACCAAAACUCAAGGAACAAUCUCGCGGCUCCCCAGAUUUCAACCAGCUCACGACAGGCUUGAGCGUGCUCGGUCCAAUUUGGAACCUGUCUCGGAAACCGGCGCAGCGAUUUCGUCGUAUCAACGAGCAAACUCACGACUUGGGAAUCACGCAAGUCAUUCAUCUGUCUCAGCCAUUCCGGCCCCUCAGCCUCCUUCUACUCCCUCAACCCCAAGUCGACGGCUCCUACGUGGUGCCGAAUCUCGUCCCGACCUGCGCUACGAACCACCCACAACCACCAAUGCCCAGCUCCUGCGCGCAAAGAGAUCUAUGCCCGUCAUGCGUGGCCUACCCUCGCCUACCAAACCCUCCCCGUACGUCAGACCUCCUUCGAGGCAGGAGACGGGAAGCCGACUGAACAUAGCGCCACGUCCCAAGACUCCCACGGAUCGGGCAGAUUCUCGCAUCGGGGAAGCUAGGAAAGCCGCAGUACCCUUUCUCCCCGCAGGUGCAUCCGCUGGACAGUCUCAGCAUGUCAGCAUCAAGAGUCAUUACCGUGGGCAAGGUUCCGAUGGUUCUGGCGACAGUAUGUCUGCUGCUCAACGGUCUUUGUCUCGACUAGCCGGACUGGGCAGGCCGGAGACGCCUGGCCGUGGUGUCGACUCUGCGCGCGGGCGAAGCAAUCUCACGCCAGCUGAAUUGGCGGCCCAGGCCAAGAAAUCUAUCACGAAACCUACAAGGCGACGCAAUUAUGGUGACGGGACGGAGUUGGAAAUCUUUGACGACCUGCCUACUUCGGCAACCCUUGAAUCAAAAUUCACAAAAGCGCCAGUGGGCCGUGGUGCACCACGCAGCCUUCGAAGCAAACUUGGACUGUCGCAUCUAAACCCUUCUACGUCUUCCCUCACCAGCACCAGACGCGGCAGCGAUACCCCUGUUCCCGCAACACCACUCUCGCCGGCACCUAGGGGCGAUUUCCCGACUACAGCCCUCAACACCACCAAUGUUCCUCGCUUUGCCCGCGACACGGCCGCCUCCCGGAAUGCCCGUGAACAGCGCCAAAUCUCAGGUGCUUUCCAGAACAUGCGAGGUGAACCACUGCAGCCGAUCUCGACGAAUUGGAAGUCGAACCCAUCGACUAUCCGUCCUAGCAACCAAGGAAGUCUGAGAAAAAAGAGAAGCGAAAAGGUUCAGCUGAAGCCACAUCUCAUUAAACCCAUGGGCGGUGAUUUGAACCGACCAAAGACGGAGAAAGGCAUGAACUACAACCCGCUAUUUUUUAGGUGGGAGGGCAACGAAAACGAUCUGGCGCCGUUCGACGUACCAGACUUCUACCCUCGGGGCGGCAGCCCUGGUAUUCAAGGCCGAGGGAGCCCGGGUACGAAAGCACAGGUGGCGUUGAUUUCCAACGUGGGGUCUAGCGUCACUGGCGUUCAAGUUGUAGGGGGCAUGGUGUUUGACCCAUCGCAAAUGCGAUGGCUCAAGAUCGCCGAGAAUCCAGACGGAAGCGUAUCGAGUGUUCGAGGUGGCAGUGUCCAGAUUGAAGAGGAAGAAGACGUCUUUGCCGGACUGGAAGACCUGAAAGAAGAGGACGAAACACGGAGCCGCAGCGGCACGCUCCAAAACAUAUCAAAUAUCGACCAAUCGAGGGAUUCUUUUGGUGAUGCAGAGGCUGGCCAUAGCAGUGGUGACGAAUGGGGAAUCGGUGUUAGUGAAGAGUUUGACGUGGGGCCCGAGUUCGUGAGGAGACAGAGGGGUGAAGAGGAGAGGUGGCGGCGGAAAGUGGAAAAGUGGUUGCGAAAGGGCCUAGAAGCAGAAGAGGAAGAAGGACCCGAUGGCAGAGGGGGGUGGAGGUGGGCUAUUCGUGAACUGGUAAUGGAGCAAGGUGAAGCUUAG